UGUUAUUGUUUUUGGCCAACGAUAACAGCUGGUCAGCAGAACAUACAACACUAGUGCCAAGCCUCUGACCGAGAAUGCAAGAUGGCGAAUGCGGAGAGUGAUGGAAGGGCUAUCUCUGAGAAGAGGACACAAGCGUUUGUCUCACUUGGCUUCAAAAAGGCAAUUUGCAAAGGACUCUGUGGAAAGUAUGCGAGCACAGAAGUCAACAACAGGUUGGAAGUUACUUUAAUUUAUACAGUAAUAGCCCACUGUAAUGAA
Molecule: messenger RNA, 258 nt
Organism: Pocillopora damicornis (cauliflower coral)
Lineage: Eukaryota; Metazoa; Cnidaria; Anthozoa; Scleractinia; Pocilloporidae
Product: GPI-anchor transamidase component PIGS-like
Biological process (GO): attachment of GPI anchor to protein
Cellular component (GO): GPI-anchor transamidase complex
Source: RefSeq, a predicted model, not a curated record